This is a messenger RNA of Acaulospora morrowiae, 243 nucleotides long. The record is from the annotation of a GenBank genome assembly. NCBI's taxonomy places the organism in Eukaryota, Fungi, Glomeromycota, Glomeromycetes, Diversisporales, Acaulosporaceae.
AUGAAACCGACUUCCAAUUGUGUUUUCCGCAUCCAGGAACAUUUGUCAAAUAAUCUACACGGCACUAGCGAUAAUCUAUUUAAAAGUGGGAUUAACAAUAACGACAACAAAAUUAAUACAUGUGGUGAAGGUGAACGUGGUUUCUCGUGGUUUAUUGUGAGAACUUAUAUGUCGACACUCCUCACCAAUGAGUUAAAGAUGUCGGAGGGUGAUGAAGGAAUCGUUCGCAAUCGUGAUAAUUAA